Hyphopichia burtonii NRRL Y-1933 is the source of this 2067-nucleotide messenger RNA. RefSeq names its product DnaJ family domain-containing protein. The coding region runs from base 198 to 2003 and encodes 601 amino acids. The transcript has 2 exons. NCBI's taxonomy places the organism in Eukaryota, Fungi, Ascomycota, Pichiomycetes, Serinales, Debaryomycetaceae. The record is from RefSeq and is a predicted model, not a curated record.
AAAAAAAAGUGUCAAUACAAUAAAAAGGCACACAGAUUCUGUGUGAUUAAAACAAACAAACGAACAAUUUAGAAGUCUAUAUAAAUAGCAAUACUUCGCUCCACCUUUGGACAAACGGCUGUUCAAUAUUGUAUUCUACUUAUUUUAGUACUAGUCUUUUUCUGAUUGGCAUCUGGGUUUAGCUUCGAAGUUUCAAUAUGAAUAAUCACAACUCCAUGGCCGUCAAUAACAACCCAAUAAUUACAACCACCAACACCACCGAUACCACCAGCAACAACCAGCCACCGGCCCCAAGAAGAGUGCCUUCGGUGACGUUUGCACCCUUUCCAGAAAUCAGUCAAAAGCCCCAUCUUCCUUCUAUCACCAGAUCAAGGUCUUCCAGUCACACCAGUACCUUGGGUAACCCGGUGAACCACGAUUACUAUAGCGACAAUAAGAGAAACCAUUCGUUAUCGGUGUCUUCGGUGAACUCUGUCGAUUCAAACAACUCUUCCAUUUAUAACCAAUUCGAUCAGUUUGAAAAAGAUGAUAAGAAUUACUUUUAUCCUGCUUCAAAGGGGAAGAUCAGACUCAUGGACGAUGUUGAUUUGGAAAACCAAUUGAUCAUCACCGCCGGGGGGAAACGAGAACAUGUCAUGGGGUUUUUCUGUAAAUUACUCUUCCUCAUGUUUAUCGUUUUUGGUUCUGGGAAACCUCCGCAAGAGGAUGAUGGCAAUUCUGCGUUAUUAUCGAGAUUCAAUCAAAUUCUAGAAUCAAAAAUUGAAGACUCUACUCCAAGCUCAUUGGUGGAUCACGACCCCAAACUUCGGGAAAUGUAUCAAAAUUACUCUACGAAUGAUUCGAAAGAUAAGGCUUUCCGUAGCAGUCAUCAGGUUCAAUUGGGGUUAUUGAAAAGUGAACCCCUUUUAAAACAUAAUAACCAUGCAAGAGAUAUCGCUGAUACCAUCACCAAUAAACCUUGGGAUGGUAAAGAAUCUAGUUAUGAUUCCAAUUUGAGAAUGAUCAUAGACUCCAAGCCUCCGCCUAUUGCCAUGACCAAACAAUCAAAUCGUAUCAUGACUCCUCCUUUAAAUGCAAAAGAUCGUUUAAUAAAUGCUAAAGAAUCAAGUUUAGAUUAUAAAGUUAAAAAAAAUGAUGAUAAAUCAGAUAAAGAAAAAGAUGAUGACAAUUGGCGGGAAUUAUAUCGAGAAAGAUUGCUAGGUCCAUCCAUGUUAAUCAAUUCUGCUAGUCCUAACACUACAUUGGGUCUUAUUAAUAAACUAAGCGAAUCGGCAAUUAAUAGUUCUAUCAAUCAACAAACUGGUCAGUUUGAUUCUCCCAAUAUGGCCUCGGUUAGAGGUAAACCUUUAGACCGAAACCAUUUGGCAAAUAGUACCGAUUCAAACUAUUUUAUUAACCAAAUUUUAAAUAAACAAGAAAUACUACCUCCUUGGAUUGAAAAUCAACAAGGUAUUGAUCGUGAAGCAAAUGCUUUUAGACUUGAUCUAGAUAAAAAAUGGUUUAAUUCAAUAUUCAAUAAAUUGAAAAUCGAUUUCAAUACUAAUAAAACUUUGAUUCUAAAUCAUAUCAAUUCGACUAAUUUACAAAAUUAUUACUUACUUGAUUUCCAUAAUAAACAAUUACCUUUUGUCAUUGCUAAAACUAAUUUAAUCAAUAAAUCAAUUAGAGAUUAUAACUUGCAGUGUCCAAGUACAAGUUUACACAAGUUUAAAUUAGUAGCAGAAAACGAAUUGAAGAAAUCUUUCGAAAGAGUUACUAAUCAAUUGGAUCAAUUGGUAAGAGAUUGGUUUCAACAAGAAGAAUACGCCCGUAUCAAAGGUAACAGCGAAUUAUUAAAUUAUAAUAAAAAUAUGGACUCGGGUGGUUCUGGCUUGUUUGGAUUAUUUGAUUCCGGACCUGGAGGUAGCUCUGGUUCGACUUCUUCAAAUUAUCGCUUACAAGAUCCAAAUUCAACAAACGAUUUACGUAUUUGGCAAUCAAUAAAGGACAUGUUUAAAUCAUGAAUUUGUUUAUAUAUAUGUACACUGUAUAUAAUAAUUAACGUUUUGAAUGAAUUAAAAUAACGGC